ACGGGAAACUUGCUUGACGCGGGAGUUUGUUUGACGCGGGAUUUUUAAAAGAGCCAUUAUGGCCGACGCAGUACGCAUUAACGUAAUGCUUAAAGUGUAUAAGCACGAGAACAAAAAUCAAUGUUCCAUGUUCUCUUUGAAAGAAGUACCAAUAUUCAAAACUGUCCAAGAGUUUAAAAGCUAUUUAGUGAAAAAACACGCUGAAGAAAUAAGCCCAGCAAAGGACAUCAGCAGUUUUGACCUUGGUUAUUAUGGCACGAGAGGAAGAAAACUGACCAUUUGUACAGAGGAACACCUAAGAGAGGCCUAUUUAGCUGAAAGCCUAAACUAUGUCACAUUUUGGUUGAAGCCACAUACGCAUUUCGAAAAAACAAGUUUGCCAAAGAAACGAGAGACUGUGGACGAGGACGAAGUCAUGUGUCUUGAUUUCAAGGCGUCAAAAAACAAGAAGAAGAAAAAUGAUUCCGUCGAAGAAGACAAGGGCCUUUUCAAUAACUAUUUGUCGAGGCUACGUGAACACAUGGAUCAGUUCUUAGCGAUUUUAAACUGAAGUGUUGGGCUAGAAUGUUGGUAAAUGGGAGUCACCGCGAAGACACCGUACCUCCGAAUGCUGCUUUUUUGCACUAGAGCCUACAGGUGCAGUUCCUUCUACAUCUAAUAUGACUCCCAUUGUGACCACGACUUCAACUAGUAGUUCUACCUCACUUCAGU
This is a messenger RNA of Actinia tenebrosa (Australian red waratah sea anemone), 711 nucleotides long. RefSeq lists its product as uncharacterized. The record is from RefSeq and is a predicted model, not a curated record. NCBI's taxonomy places the organism in Eukaryota, Metazoa, Cnidaria, Anthozoa, Actiniaria, Actiniidae.